Spirometra erinaceieuropaei is the source of this 3012-nucleotide messenger RNA. NCBI's taxonomy places the organism in Eukaryota, Metazoa, Platyhelminthes, Cestoda, Diphyllobothriidea, Diphyllobothriidae. The record is from the annotation of a GenBank genome assembly.
AUGGCCGCCGGCUGCGUCCUGAUCUGCUCAGUUGGCGUUGGUAACGGAGAAACGGAGAGCUGGGCGUUAGAAGACGUUUGGAACCACUGCACCUCUAAAAUCCUGUCCGUUAUCUUGGCUAGCCGUGAGACCGUGAGAUCUUUUGAGGUAGAUGCCAAAAUUGUUUGCACAUCGGCUGCCGGACGCUCCAGGAACAUUUCCUUGAAAGGUUUAUCAUCGAUUUUUAGCUCACCACGAAGGCCUUGCAUAUUUCUAAGAAGUUCGGUGGGUUUUCGGUCACCCAAGCACUCCUCGCGAAUAAGCUGUUGAUACCGCUGGCGAUCAGACACAUUAUGAAAUCGAAGGAGUGCUGCCUUAAGCUGCGUAUAUGGCUGGUCGACCGGGGGACUCUGAAUCUAUGAUUGUAACUGAGAAAGAACCUGUAACGACAAAGUCUGAAUCAAUUUGUGGAAUUUGGUCACUUCUUUGGCCAUGUUUGCAGAGCAAAAACUUGACUCAAUGCGAAGGAAUUAGACCUCAGGUGCAUUCUUUAAGAUUUCUGGUAAAGACAGUGCUACUGCGCUAAUAGAAUCGCCUCCAAUAGCAGAGGCGUCCGUCAUAACUGUGGCUGCAGUAAGAUUUGAGUAAAAGUGCACGCGAGGAAAGGAACAAUACGGCACUGCACAAUGGUUGGCUGGUUAUAGUCGGCGAGUAAAAACGCAUGAGAGGGCGACGCACGUUCUCGUUCAGUGGUCACCACUUUAGCAGGCAAACCAAUCGAUAACUCGAUCCCACGCUAGGACUAGGUUGAGAAAAACCAAUCAAAACGACCGCGGCAGGCCGGACUUAGCUAUCAACGCCGCCCAGAGAAGAACAAAGCCAAUGGGUAAAAAGUCAGUUAGUCAAACCGAAACUAACACCAGUUGGAGUGUGUGCAUAACUGUUACAAAAACACCAACUUAAAUAAAAGUAUAUAUGCGAGUCUGGGAAAUGAUUAGCAAGCAGAAUAACGGGAAAUGGCAGUGUAUAAACAGAAAUAUGACAAAGGGUCUACCAAAGAUUAAAGUUGCUCGCAACCAAUUGAUUCUUGAAGCUUAGUUCGGCCGCAGCAUGAAAUGCCAGUGAGAGAUAACGAUCGAAAUCCUCACUGGCAUCGGUUGGGCGAUAGAUACAGGCAGCGAGUCAAGAUAACUUAUAUUUGAAGCAUCUUGGAGCCAUCAGCUGCCUUCUACCGCGGAAAAAUGCGGGAGGUCCGACGGCAAAAAUGCGAGUGGUUGCUUAACGCAGAUGCUACUUCCGCCACCAGUAGUUUCUUGACGGUCAUUGCGAAUGCAGGUGUAGCUUGGAAAGAAGAGAGUCUGGAGUCAGCUUCGAAAGCUGUCGCCCAUGCCUCAGUUAAUAAAUUAAUGCCUGGGCAAUGGACGAACACCAGAGUCUGUGGAAGGGACAUCUUAUUUGGCAAGCAUCUGGCAUUUAGAAUAAAAAAUUUAAGGUGAUGGACCGGUUUUUUCUGCGGCGGGUGAGCUAAAUAGUUCAGUGAUUGGUUGCCCACGGAAUAUAUGGUCCGGAUGGACCUAUCCGGUUCUAUAAAAAAAUUUGUGGCAUUAAAAUAGCCUGAUGUGGAUUAAAAGGAGUAGGAUUUGGGGCACGAAAUGAUGGGCAGGGAAACGAAUGACUAUUGUUAGCCGGUUAAUUUUCUGCUGGAAAUCAACGGGCCGGAUGCCGUGACGUAUUCCCGCCGGAGCAGAACUGAAAACCGGGUGAGUUAAUUAACCCAGUAUGAACAUUAGCAUAAGGACUGCAUUGGUAAAACGGCCGUGGAGAGAAAAUGAUGGGGCGUAGUUUUGAACGAUUAAAGUGUCAAGAGUUCUAUCUUGACCAACGGGAUUUUCGAGUUAACCAUACACAGUGACGGCAGCGAACACAUGCUAGCACCCGCUGUGUCUCCGACCACGAUUCUAGCACUGAGAGAUGGCGUGAAGACCGCAAGCUUUCGUCUUUUAGCGUGUUCUUCGGAAAAUUACAGGGUAAUAGAUGGGUUUUCGUUGCAGUACAAGGGUCGGAACGUUGCUAACAUAGAACAAAACGCACUGUUGGUUUACUACAAAAAACCAGAAGGAGACAGUCUGACACGAAGUCACUAAAAAGGCGCGUCGCAAUAUACGGCAACUUUACCAGGCUGUCUAACAAGACUGGGAGAAAUUGAACCCGGCACCGAGAAGCGACAUUUAAAAGGACUCAAAUAAAAUAGGCAUUAAUUGCCUAGGAAUAUCAAAGUAUAGUCAGUGCUUCACUUAUCUUCGAGAUUGAGCUGCGCGCCUUGACCUUGACCUUAUAGUGAGCAAAAUUGCCUCCGUGUCGUCGGUAAUCUUUUUAAUGAUUUGCAAAUACGACCACUCCUCUACCCUGGCGCUUUCCCUGCCUCUCCCAUAAAAUUAGUAUCCUGACAGUGCUAAUUCGCUAUCAUCGACGUUCUAUGACAGCCACGUUUCCGUUAUUGCUAUAACAUCUGGAGACGUAUCGGCAGUCUGAGUUCAUCGGACUUAAAAAUGUAUUAUCGAUCGCUUACUCGAUUGAGUAUGAGGAACGAGGAAAUCCACCUAACAUAUACAUUUUGCAGAAUAUUUCUUUGGAGUGCGAGAAUGAAAUCUCAGGACCGUCUGCUGCUGCUGUUGUUGAUGUUGUUCCUAUUGACCUAACUGUGAAAAGCUCGGCGCCUCGGUGGGAUUCGAAACCAAACAGAAAGGGGAAGGCCUCAAUACAGCCAACGCUCUAUCCACUUAAGCUACGAGGCCCCGCCGGACGACUCGAGUUUAAUCACAUCGAUGAGUUGUUGUUGUUGCUGUUGUUGUUGUUGUUGUUGUUGUUGUUGUUGUUGUUGAUGAUGAUGAUGAUGAUGAGGAGGAGGAGGAGGAGGAGGAGGAGGACGACGACGAUGAUGAUGAUGAUGAUGAUGAUGAUGAUGAUGAUGAUGAUGAUGAGGAGGAGGAGGAGGAGGAGGAGGAGGAGGAGGAGGAGGAUGAGGAUGAUUAA